Molecule: messenger RNA, 1860 nt
Organism: Vollenhovia emeryi
Lineage: Eukaryota; Metazoa; Arthropoda; Insecta; Hymenoptera; Formicidae
Exons: 2
Coding region: 307-1707 (466 amino acids)
Source: RefSeq, a predicted model, not a curated record
AUCUCUGUUUUCGUGAAAGCACUGUCCAUUUGUAGCGUCGCUCUCGUUCUCUUCUUUAUGUUUCCUCGGAGAGAAUUCUCGAAUGAAUAUGAACGCUAGGCGAAUACCUCUCUCCGGAGAUAUUGAAAGAAUUAUUGGAUUUUCUUAUUUUGCGCCGUGUUGCAUUUUGUUCGCAGCAGAACUGUCGCUUCGUGCCGGCCGUGCCUCUCACCGACGUCCCCGUGUUCCGGUACCAUUUUGCUUACGUCGGACUGUCAGAAAUGCUGUGGGGACCGUCGCUUAGCGGGUGGGGCAAGCAAAUCGGAAAUGGCACCGGCAGAUAAAUCGUCAUCACCCGAACCCCCGAGACGGGAAGCGGGCGGUGGUUGCCCGCCGCCAAACUGCAGUCAUCCAUCGACCCGCUGUAAUUCUCCUAACACGAAUUGCGCGUCGACCGCUCCGUCCUGCUGUCCUUCGCAGCGCGGGUAUCCUCGAGCUGUGUCGCAUCGGGCACCCAACUGCCAGCCCUGUGCCCUGAGAUCAAUCCUGAAAAAACGCAGCUGUUGCCAGUGCAAUAAUACAAAUCGCUGCUGCCUGUGCCAACCGAUGCCACGUGCUUGUAACUGCCCGCCACCGAUUCAGGUGGACGCACGCGCUACCCGCGAGUGUUCCUGCGACUUUCCGUUCAGCCCGGAAUGCGCUUGUCCACCCGGCGAACGAAGAUUCCCAAGAGCGACAGUCGAGUGUCCCAACGCCCGUCUUUGCUGUCCGUCUCCUCGGUUACCACCCGGUCCCAAGUGUUACUGCCCGCCGUGUCAACCGUGUCCGCCGCCUACUUGCGGUCCGUGCAUUGCAUCCUCCAAGUGUCGACGAUCCUUGCCACUCAAGGAACCUUGCUCGCCGUGUCCGUCCUGCCCACCUUGUCGCCGGCCGGUUCCGACAGCUUCGCCUUGUCGACCUUCGACACCUUGCAGAAAACUGACCUUCUGCACCGAGCGUGGUGGUCGACCCUCUUCGUCCUGCACAGGUCAGUCUUGGCGCGCGAUCAUUGACGAUAAGAGCUCGGAAAGUAGCAUGUGUAGCGAACAAUGUGACGAUGAGAGACGAGAGUUACACAGUGAGAAAGGUCGCGACUGUCGUUACGCGGCGGACUGCGCUGGAUCCGAGACUGGAUCCAAAUGCACUGACGAAAAUCGCAAUUUAAUGCUGAACAAUAGACAGAAUUCAACGUCAAAGACGUUCACGAAUUUGUCGGAGACUACGAACCCUUCGAAGUCUGUCGAUCCUGAUUCGCGCGACGUGUCGGGGGAAAGGGACGGGACCGCUUUUGAAAACGCGGCGGAGACUCUUGAAGGAUGUACCGCCGAGAAAUCCUCAAAGGACUCGUGGUACACUUCACCUGCCCACGCUCCGUGCGACAGCGGCGUAGAGCCCGAUUGUUGUGCAUCCCAUGAGGAAAAUCCACACACUGGAGGAAACGCGUCUGGGAAUCUUGUUUCGGCGAGACUAUCAAGUCGUUUGAAAUCACUUAGUCGGCUAAAGGAUUUAUCGGCGCCGAAUAAAACGCUGCUUCGACGUGGCGUUACUUUUCGCGAUGCACCGCAGGCACGUGUUGGACCGUGCUGGCGGGUGCUUCGACAAGCAUUCCGGGCGAACCGCACCGACACGUGGGAUCGACAGGCAACGCAGGGGUGGUGGGUCCUCGGGAAAGGAUACGACAGAUGCUAGUGCUUACCUCGGGCAAAUCGCGUAAUGCGAUUGAACGCGCUUCAAAACUGCCGUCUCCUACGAUUCGCGAUCGUUCAAUCUUCCUCACCUGAGUCGUCUGGCGAGCAAGUUGCCCGUUUCGUCACUCCGCAAAUCGAAAUUACCCGCUCGCGU